GAGACAGGGUUCAGGAUAUUUUAUCUAUAUUACAGUGUUUAUGAGACAGGGUUCAGGAUAUUUUAUCUAUAUUACAGUGUUUAUGAGACAGGGUUCAGGAUAUUUUAUCUAUAUUACAGUGUUUAUGAGACAGGGUUCAGGAUAUUUUAUCUAUAUUACAGUGUUUAUGAGACAGGGUUCAGGAUAUUUUAUCUAUAUUACAGUGUUUAUGAGACAGGGUUCAGGAUAUUUUAUCUAUAUUACAGUGUUUAUGAGACAGGGUUCAGGAUAUUUUAUCUAUAUUACAGUGUUUAUGAGACAGGGUUCAGGAUAUUU
This is a messenger RNA of Lottia gigantea (owl limpet), 315 nucleotides long. RefSeq lists its product as hypothetical. The annotation marks the transcript as partial. NCBI's taxonomy places the organism in Eukaryota, Metazoa, Mollusca, Gastropoda, Lottiidae. The transcript has a single exon. The record is from RefSeq and is a predicted model, not a curated record.